AUGAGGGCAGGUGCUGCCUGCAGCGCCAUGGACCAGUCGCGCCUGCUGCUGCUGCUGCUGCUGCUAGGGGUAAGUGGUAAUACCAAGGAGACAUGUUCCACAGGCUUGUACACCCAUAGCGGAGAAUGCUGCAAGGCCUGCAACUUGGGUGAAGGUGUGGCCCAGCCUUGUGGAGCCAACCAAACCGUGUGUGAACCCUGCCUGGACAGUGUGACCUUCUCUGACGUGGUGAGCGCCACUGAGCCCUGCAAGCCGUGCACCGAAUGCCUGGGCCUGCAGAGCAUGUCGGCUCCCUGUGUCGAGGCAGACGAUGCCGUGUGCCGAUGUGCCUAUGGCUACUACCAGGACGAGGAGACUGGCCGCUGCGAGGCGUGCAGCGUGUGCGAGGUGGGCUCAGGACUCGUGUUCUCCUGCCAGGACAAACAGAACACAGUGUGUGAGGAAUGCCCAGAGGGCACAUACUCAGACGAAGCCAACCAUGUGGAUCCGUGUCUGCCCUGCACGGUGUGCGAGGACACUGAGCGCCUGCUGCGGGAGUGCACGCCCUGGGCCGACGCUGAGUGCGAGGAGAUCCCUGGCCGAUGGAUCACAAGGUCUACACCCCCAGAGGGCUCUGACAGCACGGCCCCCAGCACCCAGGAGCCCGAGGCACCUCCAGAUCAAGACCUCAUAGCCAGCACAGUGGCAGACAUGGUGACCACUGUGAUGGGCAGCUCCCAGCCUGUAGUGACCCGAGGCACCACUGACAACCUCAUUCCUGUCUAUUGCUCCAUCUUGGCCGCUGUGGUUGUGGGCCUUGUGGCCUAUAUUGCUUUCAAGAGGUGGAACAGCUGUAAGCAAAACAAACAAGGAGCCAACAGCCGACCAGUGAACCAGACACCCCCACCCGAGGGAGAAAAACUCCACAGUGACAGUGGCAUCUCCGUGGACAGCCAGAGCCUGCACGACCAGCAGACUCAUACACAGACUGCCUCAGGACAGGCUCUCAAGGGUGAUGGCAACCUCUACAGUAGCCUGCCCCUGACCAAGCGCGAGGAGGUAGAGAAGCUGCUCAAAGGUUCCGCAGGGGACACCUGGCGACAUCUGGCAGGCGAGCUGGGCUACCAGCCUGAGCAUAUAGACUCCUUCACCCAUGAGACCUGCCCAGUCCGAGCCCUGAUGACCAGCUGGGGUGCACAGGACAGCGCAACGCUUGAUGCCCUUUUAGCUGCCCUGCGCCGUAUCCAGAGAGCUGACAUUGUGGAGAGCCUGUGCAGCGAGUCCACUGCCACGUCCCCAGUGUGA
This is a messenger RNA of Cricetulus griseus (Chinese hamster), 1284 nucleotides long. The record is from RefSeq and is a predicted model, not a curated record. NCBI's taxonomy places the organism in Eukaryota, Metazoa, Chordata, Mammalia, Rodentia, Cricetidae.